CACAGGAAUGAAAAUUGUCGAUCGGAAAAAUGUCGUUGGCACCAAACAAAAAUGCAAUAGGACAAUGGCUUCCGAAGCUGGUCCAUCGUCAGUGAAACGAUACCGUCGCGAAGAGCUGGAAGAGAGUGACCCGGAUGAAACUGAUGAUAAAUACGAGCCUUACAUUCCGGUGAAGGAACGCAAAAAACAACAGCUGCUCAAGCUGGGACGCAUCGUACAACUUACGGCGGAAGCUUCGAACGUUGGCAAAUCGUCAAGCGAAAAUGAACACGACGACGAAGGGGCCGAGGAAGCGUGGGGUCGCAAGUUCAACAUCAGUCUGUUGGACCAGCACACUGAACUGAAAAAGAUAGCCGAGGCCAAGAAAAUCAGCGCCGUUGAAAAGCAACUCAAAGAGGAAGAGAAAAUCUUAGAAAGUGUGGCCGAGAAGAAAGCUCUGAUGGGUGUGGCGGAAUUGGCAAAAGGUAUUCAAUAUGAAGAUCCGAUAAAAACAGCCUGGAAACCUCCACGGUACAUUUGCGCCAGGUCGGAUGUUUCACAUGAAAAAGUACGCGAAAGAUUGCGUAUACUGGUUGACGGAGAAAAUGUGCCUCCGCCGAUAUGCACAUUCAGGGAAAUGAAAUUCCCAAAACCGAUUCUUGUGGGGCUAGAAAAGCGAAACAUCAGAAAACCUUCACCAAUCCAAGUGCAAGGUAUUCCGGCAGUUCUGUCCGGAAGGGAUUUGAUCGGGAUAGCUUUCACCGGUUCAGGCAAAACACUAGUAUUCGUUUUACCAAUUGUGAUGUUUUCACUAGAACAGGAACUAAGGUUGCCAUUUAUCAGUCGAGAAGGUCCCUAUGGGUUGAUCAUUUGCCCUUCGCGGGAGUUGGCAAAGCAGACGCACGACAUCGUUCAGUAUUAUUGCGGCCAUCUCCAGCAAGCGGGUAUGCCGGAAAUUCGUUCGGCCUUGGCUAUUGGUGGAGUUCCGGUUAGUGAAGCAUUGGCUGUCAUCCAACAGGGAUGUCACAUCAUGGUUGCCACACCUGGUCGGCUGAUGGAUAUGUUAGAUAAGAAGCAGGUCACUCUUGAAGUGUGCAGAUAUCUUUGUAUGGACGAGGCCGAUCGUAUGAUAGACAUGGGAUUUGAAGAGGACGUCCGAACAAUUUUCUCGUAUUUCAAAGGACAGCGUCAAACUUUACUCUUCUCCGCUACUAUGCCGAAAAAGAUUCAAAACUUUGCUAAAUCUGCAUUAGUAAAACCGGUGACCAUUAACGUAGGUCGAGCUGGAGCAGCAUCGAUGAAUGUGACCCAGGACGUGGAAUACGUCAAACAGGAAGCUAAGGUUGUGUACUUGCUCGAAUGUCUUCAGAAAACUCCUCCACCGGUGCUCAUUUUCGCAGAAAAGAAACAAGAUGUUGAUGCCAUUCACGAAUACCUCCUGCUCAAAGGCGUAGAAGCUGUGGCCAUUCAUGGUGGCAAAGACCAGGAAGAACGUUAUCGAUCAGUCGAAGGAUUUCGAAAUCAGGAGAAAGAUGUUCUGGUGGCAACCGAUGUAGCGUCCAAAGGUUUAGAUUUCCCUGACGUACAACACGUUAUUAACUAUGAUAUGCCGGAUGAUAUCGAAAAUUACGUGCAUCGAAUUGGUCGUACGGGUCGUUCUGGUUCAAAAGGUUUGGCUACAACGUUCAUCAACAAAGCUACCGAGCAGUACGUUCUACUGGAUCUGAAACAUCUGCUGAUAGAGGCCAAACAGAAGGUGCCUCCCUUCCUGGCUGAACUUUGCUCCGAAACGGAGAAAUACGCCGAUCUAGGCGACGGAUGUAGCUAUUGUGGUGGCUUGGGACAUCGCAUCACUGAAUGUCCCAAACUGGAGGCAAUCCAGAGCAAACAGGCAUCCAACAUCGGACGACGAGACUAUCUCUCCAAUACAGCGGCGGAUUACUAAAAUGGUUAGGUUUUAUGUGAAGGCAAUAAAUAUGUUUUCGAAUAA
This is a messenger RNA of Uranotaenia lowii, 1969 nucleotides long. RefSeq names its product ATP-dependent RNA helicase abstrakt (gene abs). Gene Ontology annotation, cellular component: spliceosomal complex. NCBI's taxonomy places the organism in Eukaryota, Metazoa, Arthropoda, Insecta, Diptera, Culicidae. Bases 8 to 1924 code for a protein of 638 amino acids. Gene Ontology annotation, molecular function: ATP binding; RNA binding; RNA helicase activity. The record is from RefSeq and is a predicted model, not a curated record. The transcript is spliced from 3 exons. Gene Ontology annotation, biological process: mRNA splicing, via spliceosome.